This is a messenger RNA of Maudiozyma barnettii, 489 nucleotides long. It is a transcript of the gene SMB1, whose product is annotated as mRNA splicing protein SMB1. Gene Ontology annotation, cellular component: catalytic step 2 spliceosome; U1 snRNP; U4 snRNP. Gene Ontology annotation, biological process: mRNA splicing, via spliceosome. Gene Ontology annotation, molecular function: RNA binding. The coding region runs from base 1 to 489 and encodes 162 amino acids. NCBI's taxonomy places the organism in Eukaryota, Fungi, Ascomycota, Saccharomycetes, Saccharomycetales, Saccharomycetaceae. The transcript has a single exon. The record is from RefSeq and is a predicted model, not a curated record.
AUGUCACAUGUAUCAGUCAAGCACAACAGUAGGUUGUCAGACCUAGUAGGAUAUAAAUUAAGGGUUCUUACUGAAGAUGGAAGAGUAUAUAUCGGGGAGUUGAUGGCAUUUGAUAAACAUAUGAAUGUAAUUUUGAGUGAUUGUGUGGAAGAAAGGAUACCUAAACAAGAACAGUUGAAAUUGAGACAAAACAAAACUAUUGAUGAAGUUAAAGUUGAGAAAAGAACAUUAGGUUUAGUGAUCUUAAGAGGUGAACAUAUUUUGACUACAGUAGUACAGGAUAAACCACUCAUAUCGAAGAGAGAGCGUUUAGUCAAGGAAAAGCAACAACAAAAGGUAUUAAAGAAACAACAAAACAAAAAUAAGAAAGGCUCAAAUGAUGGUAAAAUUAGUAAGCCAAAUGAAUCUAAAUAUAAAGGAAAGACCAGUAGUGGCAUUCCUGUACAAGCGAAAAAGUUUCAACCUCCACCAGGUUUUAAAGCUAAAUAA